CCCAAUGGUAUUUACACACAGACCAGCAACGGGCACACCAGCAAAGGCGUAAAAAAAGGAGAAAAAAUUAGGAUAAUGCUGCGAAUAUAAACAAAGGAUUGCGGAAAAAGCGUUUUACACAAGAUCGUUGGCACUUACCCAGCAGGCAAUGAGUUUUAAUUUCUACGUGGAAUCGUUCAAUUCAACGUUGCAGUCGAUUGCGCGACAAGUGGAGCAAUUUGCUGGCGUUGCACUGAAGGCAGCUGUCGAUCUGCGCGGAAAUCUGGAAUCCCUGACCGGAGAUUUUCACUGGGAAAACGGACCCAUCGCCUUCACCGAUCUGCAGGCCACGCUGCUGAAGGUGCUCAUCGUCCUGCUGCUGGGCACCUGCGUACUAGCCGGCUACUCGUGGUCCGUUUACGGCCAGGUCAUCACGGAGAAGUUUGUCAGGCCAAGCACGCUCAAGGAAAUCGAGGAGCUUAAGUUGUCGGUGGCCAAGUUGAAGCUGCCCAAGGAGCACUCGCCGCGCAUCUAGAAACCAUGUCUAAGAUUAAGAAGUUCUUUUCGCGGAAGAAGGCGGAGGCGGCGGCCUUUAAACUCAAGUUGACUGGCAGCAGCAUGGGCACCGGCCACAAGCUGAAUUCCCCUAACCAGGAGACUCCUUCAACCAGUUCCCGCCAAAAGUACGAGGCCUAUGUGCCACCAAAGCGAAAUGAAAUAAGUAACGAGGCCAGGGCAGCUGCCAGUGCGGCACUGGCUCGCAUCGACAAGAAAACAUCCAGGGAAUUUAACACCUCGCUGUCGGCAGUGAAGGCACAGGCUAAAAGGGAGCUGGAGGCAGAGCGUCGCCAGAAGGAGGAGGCAGUGGGCCUGGCAUCUAGCACCAGCACAUCCACAUCGGCUUCCGGCGGCGACACUCGCAACCUCGCCUGCGAAGGCGUCUUCUUCCGCUGCCCCCUAAUCAGCGAGGAGAUUUUGCCCAAGAGCGUGUGGAAGGGCCGCAUCAAAGAGUUCCUCUAUCAGCAGCUGGAGGCAGAUCGCGGGCUCACCGCCUGCCUGAUCAUCCACAACUGCAAUGUCAAGGAGAAGGCCGACGAGUGCAUUGCCACGCUAAUCCGAUAUCUGGAGAAUCUAAUCAAGAAUCCCGAGGAGGAGAAGUUCUGCAAGAUACGGAUGUCCAACAAAAUAUUCAGCGAGAAGGUGCGCUACGUGGAGGGUGCCUUGGAUGUCCUGCAAGCAGCCGGCUUCGCCGAGGUUCAGAUCGAUGAUGAGCCCUUCCUUCUGUGGACCAAGGAGCAGACGGAAAAGGAUCUCGACUUGCCCACGCUUGUGGAAGCUCUCAAAAACUCUGAAACCAUUCCCCUGGAGUUGGAUCGCAACAUCAAGGUCCUACUCCCGUCGCAGGCACGUCGUGUUGUCCUGCCCGACGAAUUCUACCGCCUGGCGCCGGAGGAGAUCAAGAAAGAGCAACAACUACGUUCCGAGGCCAUUGCCCAGUCGCAGAUGCUGAGGACGAAGGCAAUGCGGGAGCGCGAGGAGCAGCGCAAUUUGCGCAUGUAUCGAUACGCUUUGAUCAGGGUUAAAUUUCCCAAUGGACUCUUUAUACAAGGCACUUUCAAUGUGUACGAGAAAAUAGCCGAUGUGUUCGAGUUUGUGCAAUCUUGCCUGGCCGAUGAAAGCCUGGACUUCAGCCUGGUGGUUACCAGCGAUGGCAAACUAUGCGACGAGGACCUCGAAAGGACACUGUACGACUGCAAACUCAUUCCCAACUCUCUGCUGCUGUUUAGCGCAAAUGAAGUGCCCGCUCCCGUGCAAACGGAUAUGAACUACUUAAAGGAAGAUCUUCUAAUGCUGGUGCAGGCUAUGUAGAAGUGCUUUAACCCAUCUAUUCAGCGGUAUUUGUCCCUUGCAAUGUAACGGAGCUGUUGUUAUUUAUUACUUUCAAAUCUAUUAUUCAAAUUAUAGAAUUGUAUGCAAUUAUAAAGGCACUUUUCAAAAUAUA
This is a messenger RNA of Drosophila erecta, 1981 nucleotides long. RefSeq names its product UBX domain-containing protein 6 (gene Gint3). Gene Ontology annotation, molecular function: protein binding. Gene Ontology annotation, cellular component: cytoplasm. The transcript is spliced from 5 exons. The record is from RefSeq and is a predicted model, not a curated record. The coding region runs from base 520 to 1848 and encodes 442 amino acids. Lineage: Eukaryota; Metazoa; Arthropoda; Insecta; Diptera; Drosophilidae.